Molecule: messenger RNA, 4399 nt
Organism: Mesocricetus auratus (golden hamster)
Lineage: Eukaryota; Metazoa; Chordata; Mammalia; Rodentia; Cricetidae
Gene: Gabpa
Product: GA binding protein transcription factor subunit alpha
Exons: 10
Coding region: 303-1667 (454 amino acids)
Biological process (GO): cell differentiation; regulation of transcription by RNA polymerase II
Cellular component (GO): nucleus
Molecular function (GO): DNA-binding transcription factor activity, RNA polymerase II-specific; sequence-specific DNA binding
Source: RefSeq, a predicted model, not a curated record
UGGAGCAGAGGUGACGGGCGGCCCCGGAGCCGUGAGGAAACCCAGAACCGCCGUCCCCAGAGGCCGGGCCAGCCCGGCUACCCUCCCAGUCACCUUGCACCGCGUCCCAAGCUGCCAGAGUCCCCGCCGCCGCCGCCGCCGCCCGACUUCCGGCCCUGGCCCCGCCUCCACACGCCUACCCGCCGGCGCGGUGCAUUGUGGGCGGCCGCCGCAGUCGUUCGACGCUCACCGGACAGGAAGCGCCUGGGAAGACGGCCUGCGACCGGACGCCUCUAGGACUGAACAUUUGAAAUACUUCAGCCAUGACUAAGAGAGAAGCAGAAGAACUGAUAGAAAUUGAGAUUGAUGGAACUGAGAAACCAGAGUGCACAGAAGAGAGCAUCGUGGAACAGACCUACGCUCCAGCUGAAUGUGUAAGCCAGGCCAUUGACAUCAAUGAACCAAUAGGCAAUUUAAAGAAGCUACUUGAACCGAGACUACAGUGUUCUUUGGACGCUCAUGAAAUUUGCCUGCAAGACAUUCAGCUGGAUCCAGAACGAAGCUUGUUUGACCAAGGAGUGAAAACAGACGGAACUGUACAGCUUAGUGUACAGGUAAUCUCUUACCAAGGAAUUGAGCCAAAGCUAAACAUUCUUGAAAUUGUUAAAACUGCGGAAACGGUUGAAGUGGUCAUUGACCCAGAUGCCCACCAUGCAGAAGCAGAAGCGCAUCUUGUUGAAGAAGCCCAAGUGAUAACACUUGACGGCACCAAGCAUAUCACUACUAUCUCUGAUGAAACCUCAGAGCAAGUGACGAGAUGGGCUGCUGCCCUGGAAGGCUACAGAAAAGAGCAGGAACGCCUCGGGAUCCCCUACGAUCCUAUACAGUGGUCCACAGACCAAGUCCUGCAUUGGGUAGUUUGGGUAAUGAAGGAGUUCAGCAUGACUGACAUAGACCUCACCACACUCAACAUUUCGGGAAGAGAAUUAUGUAGUCUCAACCAAGAAGAUUUUUUUCAGCGGGUCCCUCGGGGAGAAAUUCUCUGGAGUCAUCUGGAGCUUCUUCGAAAAUAUGUUCUGGCAAGCCAAGAACAACAGAUGAAUGAGAUAGUUACAAUUGACCAGCCUGUGCAAAUUAUCCCAGCAUCAGUGCAGUCGGCUACACCAACUACAAUCAAAGUUAUAAACAGUAGUGCAAAGACAGCCAAAGUGCCGAGGUCCCCAAGGAUUUCAGGGGAAGACAGAAGCUCCCCCGGAAAUAGAACAGGAAACAAUGGUCAGAUCCAACUGUGGCAGUUUCUGUUAGAACUUCUCACUGACAAGGAUGCUCGAGACUGUAUUUCUUGGGUUGGUGAUGAAGGUGAAUUUAAGCUAAAUCAGCCUGAAUUGGUUGCACAAAAGUGGGGACAACGUAAAAACAAGCCUACGAUGAACUAUGAGAAACUCAGCCGUGCGUUACGGUAUUAUUAUGAUGGAGACAUGAUCUGUAAAGUUCAAGGCAAGAGAUUUGUGUACAAAUUUGUUUGUGACUUGAAGACUCUUAUUGGAUACAGUGCAGCAGAACUGAACCGCUUGGUCACAGAAUGUGAACAGAAGAAACUUGCAAAGAUGCAGCUCCAUGGAAUCGCCCAGCCAGUCACAGCUGUAGCUCUAGCCGCUGCCUCUCUGCAAACAGAAAAGGACAAUUGAAACCUGGGACCUCCCAGGCGUCUAAGGCUUUUCUUAAUAUUUGGAGCAAGCUUUGCUCUCACCUUUAUUAUUGAAUUUGAAUCUUAUUUCUAGACUGUUCAAUCUGAUGCAUGAUUUUUUAUAAAUAUUUCAUACUCUUGUGAAUUUGGAUCUUUUUACUUUGAGCAUAUAUUUUAGAAAAUGUGUGUUAAAGAAUCUCCACGAUGCCUGAAGUGUGAGAGCAGGUUCAUCGUGGGAUAGUUUGCUAACAGUCAGGAAAGCUAAACUGGUCAGUAUUAAUGUCUAGCCCUACCAAAAACAGCCAGUAGCGUCUGAAGAUGACAGUAAGGAAACUGUUUCCUCUCUGCUGCUUUCCAUAGAGCCUGAAAAAGGAAAUUCUCAGCUAAGCAUGUGUGCCUGUUUCACCUAAUCAAGCAGAGCUAAAUGUUCAUGUCAAAUAAAAUUAUAUUGAUAAUUACUAUCAGGUUAUUAAUUUAUAUAUUCACAAGUAAAGAAGAGGUUAAGUAGCAGAAGAAGAGAGUGUUGAUGAGACCCAGUUCUAAAGCUGGCUUAACUCAAGCCAUUCUUAAUGCUUUUCUGUAUCGUUUAUCCAUUAUGUCAGGCCGAGGAUAUAAAUUAUUUUGAGAGAGGCGUUUACUUCUUAUAAACCAGCUAUUGCAAAAAUUCCAAAAUGACAUUAUUCUUUCAGAUUUUAAAAAGCAUACCUCAGUAAGAAAAACUUGGUUUAGUUUUACUUCUUUUUUUUAAAACUAAUCUAUAGUAGCAGAUUAUUAUGCAGUACCAUUUAUAUAUUCACUUUUGUGUUUGGUAAAAUGAAGACUUUAGAUCAGACGAAAGUACUUAACCUUUGAAGAUGUUAGUAAAUUACUAGUGAAUAGUUAUAAAAGGAUGUUUGACUUGGCGCUGUCAGUGAUCUUUAAAUAAACUUCCCCACUUGUUUCAUUGUUUUCCUUUUGAAUAUUGCAUAUGUGUCUCUAAAAAUAUUAGAUGUAGCCAGCUAAUCACUUCCUGCAUGUAUGAAGUGAAGACAUAAAGAUGUUCAAAAGGGAGACUUAUUUCUAAAAUCUUUAAAUAUUAUAUGGGAUGCCUUACUGCUUGCUAACACUAAGAAGAAAUGACUAGAAAAAUCUUUUUUCUUUUGUUUUAAAAUAAUAUGCAUAAAUCAUGAUACAGAGACUAGCAAAUAGUUUUCAUAGCAGAAAGGUGUUCUCAGAAGAGUAUAAAGGCUACUUUAUGCAACUCUUUUUCUUUCAGCUCAUGCCCAGAAAUGGCUUUAAAAGAACCCAUUUGAGAUUGCAGCCUGGUGGUAUUGCCAGAAGUAAGCAGUGGCCUGGCGUGUCAGGGACGAGAAAGAAGGGUAGCUCAUCCCGCUGCCAGACUUCAGCGACACUGUUAGUGCGUGUGCACCAAGUCCUUUAAGGUUCUACAGUACAUACUUACAAGCAAUUACAUUUUUACUUUUUUAGAUAAACAGGCUGGCAGAUACCAUUACAAUUUGAUCUCCAUGAUUUUAAGACUAUCUGAGUGUAAAAAUGGUCUUGAAUUCCUGACUUAAGAUAACAAAUGAGCAGCUGUAAAGGAGGCUUUUCCCAUUUUGGGAAACCAGUCACUGUUUCAAAACAGGAUGUCUCCAUAGUACAUGGACAGCUUGAGGAUUUACAGGUGCAAUGUUGAGGACAGGCUUUGUGUUUCUUUGGUAGAAAUGUAGAUUUUUAAGGAAAGGAACGUCUGCAUUUCUAGAUCCCAAAAAUCUAGUUAAGCGUUUUCAAAUGUUCUGUUUUGUUUUGUUUUUUUUAAACAACAGCAACUGUUCUGUAGAUUUUCUUUCAUUGGUAGAUUUUGUUUUAGUCAUUAUUUGAACAGAGUUCUCAGAUGUGAAAUGCUCAUGUCUCUUCACCUCCUUCUAUGCACCCCACGCAGGAAGUGAGAGGGUUUCUCCUUGACUUUCUCCACUUAGAUAGAAAACAUUUGUUGUCCUUAUGUGGCCACAGUUUGCUAGUCUUUUAUUAAAAACAACUCAUGUUGUGAGAGAAAAUAUUAAUUUGUGGUAUUCUUUGCUCAGUAUUGUCAUACACUUUUCAUAGAAUUUAAGAUACAGUGGGAUAAAAAGAAAAUGCAAUUGUUUGACCGUCUUUUGUACCUUGUAAGUUCACAAGUGAUGAAAUGUUCACUUUUGUUUUAAGACAGCUUUUCCAGGGGAUGUUUUCACAAAGCUCAUUUCUCUGUGUGCUAGCCUGAAGUUUGAACAUUGUGUUGGCCUUGGAAAAGUCCAGCUGGUCAGGCAGAGUUGCUGUAUGUGCUUGAUCUCUGCAUGAUCAGUUAACUGGCUACAUUCAUUUUGGUGUCAAUCUAUGUAAAUAAAUUAGGAAGAAAUAUUUAAUUUUUCUCCCCAGAUAUGUGGUGAUGCUCAAGUAUGGUUAUUUCUUUUAAGGAGUGUACCUCCAAAUAUUUAUGGCAAGUUCCGUCGUUUCUGCAUUUGCCAUUUAUCUACUGCUUUUUAUAAAGAACUAGUGUAUCCUUGAGAUAGCACAAAAACGUUUUAAGAUUUAUAACUGCAAACUAAACCUGUGACUGACUUAAUGUCUUCGGAUCUAUAGGCUAUAAAAAUGUUAUUUCAAUAUUUCACUUAUUCCCAAGAAAAGAAGUAUUCUCAGUCUUUUGUAGAAGGGAGGAGAAUUUUUGCAUACAUUUUUACUCUUUAAAUAAAGACACUUAUACUAUCAUAAUAACAA